This is a messenger RNA of Penicillium taxi, 1605 nucleotides long. RefSeq names its product MFS transporter. The transcript has 2 exons. Lineage: Eukaryota; Fungi; Ascomycota; Eurotiomycetes; Eurotiales; Aspergillaceae. Gene Ontology annotation, biological process: transmembrane transport. Bases 1 to 1605 code for a protein of 534 amino acids. Gene Ontology annotation, molecular function: transmembrane transporter activity. The record is from RefSeq and is a predicted model, not a curated record.
AUGACCGAAGCUCGUCGCCCAUCCGAUAGCAGUCACAACAUUGAUCUAGCGAAUAAAGAGGAACCACUACAAUUUCCAACCCCCGAUGAUGCCACAAUUGAAAAGCUUGAAAAUGGACCCCAAGAACAAGAUGCCUCUGAGUCCGAGGCUGCAGCUCAUGCAAAAUAUAGCAUACUUCCCGCUAGUGAGAAGAUAUUUGUGAUAACAGCUGGGUCAUUUGCCGCCCUCAUAUCCCCUCUGUCAAGCAGUAUAUACCUCCCAGCCCUCGAUUCUCUUGCUCAAGAUAUGAAUGUGUCGAUUCCAUUGAUAAAUUUGACUAUCACGAUGUACCUGAUCUUUCAGGGAUUGGCUCCAUCUUUUAUAGGCAGCUUCUCUGAUGCCUAUGGACGACGUCCAGCAUACGUCAUUUCCUUUGUAAUCUACCUGGGAGCCAACAUCGGUCUUGCCUUACAAAACAAUUACGCUGCCCUGAUGGUACUGCGUUGUCUACAGUCCUCAGGUAGCAGUAGUCCCAUCGCAUUGGGAAGCGCCGUCGUGUCAGAUAUCACAACACGAGCAGAACGUGGAAAAUAUAUUGGAUAUGCUGGUCUGGGGAUGGCAUUGGGCCCAGCACUUGGUCCUGUGAUUGGAGGACUUCUCGAUCACUAUCUCGGAUGGAAAUCCAUCUUUUGGUUCUUGGUGAUUCUCUCUGGUAUAUGUUUUAUCGUUGUGCUGCUGGUUUUACCCGAGACCUGCCGAGUCAUUGUUGGCAACGGCUCUGUUAUUCCUCCAUGGUGGAACCAGCCGCUCUGGGUCUUUUUUGCACCAAACUCUCGGUUUCGAAAGCCGAAUGAAGAGCCUGAUUAUUCCUCCCUUCAGCCGUUGAAGCAUCGUCCAAACCCAGUCACUUCACUGCGAAUCGCAAUGCAGAAAGAGGCUGGCCUUAUUUUAUUUUACGGUGGUCUGAUUUUCUCAGGUUAUAUGGCCGUCCUGAGCACCCUCACCACGCAGCUGACCAGUAGGUAUGGGUUUAAUUCGAUCCAAGUUGGAUUAUGCUAUUUACCCAUCGGGGUUGGCUCCAUCUGCUCUCGCUGGACAGUAGGACGACUACUCGAUUGGAACUUCCGACGCGAAGCACGACUGCAAGGAAUGACGAUCGAAAAGAAUAAACAACAGGAAAUCCUCAACUUCAAUAUCGAGCGAGCCCGGCUGGCUAUCACGAUACCAUUGGUCUAUGGUGGGGCUUUUUUUCUCCUUGCUUAUGGGUGGGUUAUGGAAUAUAAAACCUCUCUAGCAGGUCCUAUUGCAAUGUUGUUCUUCGUUGGUCUCGUCACCAGUGGCGCCUUCAACACUCUGAAUACCCUCGUGGUGGAUAUAAACUACGAGAGCGCAGCCACUGCCGUUGCAGCUAGUAAUCUUUGCCGGUGUUUAAUGGGGGCUGGUACUACAGCCUUCAUAUCACCUUUGAUUGAUGCUAUUGGUAUCGGGUGGACUGGAACUUUGGUUGCGGCACUUUGGGUCGGGUUUAGUCCAGCCUUAUGGCUAGUUCAAUCUCGGGGUUAUGGUUGGAGGAAAGAGCUCCAUCAAAAAAGAGAAGAGAAAAAGGAGCAAGUCGAGAAGAAAUAA